AAAAUGGCCGACACUACUACGUUCGUCGUCCGCAUACAUCGCACUCUAUUCCAGCAGCAGUACGAAUUUGUAGUAAUCAGUUCUAACCUGAGUCGGCAGUAGUCUACGGGUAAUUCACGGCUUUCAUCCGACGAGAGGCCUUCGAUCAAUCAUGGAGGAAACACACGAACUAUUAAGACUAUUUGGAGAAAAGAUUGAGGCCGGCCACGCCAUGGUUAAACGUUUAAAAGUCACGAAGAAACUUGACGGCAUCGACAAGUUCAUACGCAAAAUUCAGCAGGAGAUACGAUUUCUGGAAAAGGUACGAUCUACAGGGAAUAUCAAGAAGGAACACCUACAGAGCACCAAUCUUAUACACCUGAAUGCUAUAGGCGAAAGAUUGCUCUCCUCGGAAAAGCCUAUCGCCAUCAUGAAACCAUUUAAAUUGCAAAAAUCUCGACUGGAAGUUGACAUAGUCUGCGAUUCCGGAUCCACCUGGAUAAAGGUGAUUGCGCGCAACGCGAAAGCGCUCACUCUAAUCUCCUUGGGAAAUGGAGAAUACGGACAAAAAUCCGUUUUGGAUCAGGCGGAGUCUUAUCUAAGCUGCGCUAGAGGUCAUCCUCACUUGUAUCGAGCACCGGAGGUUGUAUUCCACUUUGCCUAUGGGAUUGAAGAAAUGCUGGCAAAAAAACUGGAGCGUCUGGGUAUCGUUGUAGAGGGCACACGAAAUAACGCAAGAGACGAUCAUGUUUUGGCCGAAAAAGUCUUCCCCUUCGAAUCAGAGAACGAGUCUAGUGAUUCCAGUGACGAAUCCAAGAGAAACGGUGCAUCAGCUUCAGAUCUAAUAAUUAACAGAGUCAAUGUGCAGGAAAUAAAACUUCUUAAUCUGGAUGUAUCUACCCUCUUAGCGUAUGUGACGAAUAUGACCAACGGAUAUGCACAUUUCCUAUACGAGGAACCAUUACUUUCUAUGCAAGCCGAAUGGGAAAGAAGUCGACCGGUAAAGCCAAUUCUGGAUAAACUUUUCGAAGGUAAAGAUCUCGUAGUCUGUCAGACGGCCUUUGAGAAUUUUCGAAAUAUUAUCGACGUUAUCGGCGGCCCUAUGGAGACCGCCAGAGCGCAGGAAUUUAUCAAGAGAGUCCGAAUAAUUGAGGAUAUUUCGAAGGGCCGAGUUAUUGAGAGACUUCCUCUGGGAGGAAAGAUCAAAGACAGAUCGAGACUAGUAUUCGCAACUGGGGAAAACGUCAAGGGCAUCACUGUCUCUGCAAACGAAGGAUUCGUGAGAGCAGCACGAAUGCAGGGAAUCGAAUGUGCGGUCUUCCUUCACGAGCCUCGAUCGCUCUCAGAAGUCAAGGAAUCCCGCGCCACGAAGAUGGACCUCAGGUCAUUCUGACGUCACAGCUCUACCCCUCAGACUCGACAGACUUGCCAAUCAGCUCCAUCCCGAACUCUAGGAAGGUCAAGGUUGCGUUAGAGUUACUCGCUAAUCACUGAUUGUCAGUCGAACGAGGCUUCAAACAAUAUAGCAUUACUUUCGAUAGCUUUCA
This is a messenger RNA of Cephus cinctus (wheat stem sawfly), 1526 nucleotides long. Its product is annotated as UPF0415 protein C7orf25. Bases 152 to 1372 code for a protein of 406 amino acids. The transcript has 4 exons. Lineage: Eukaryota; Metazoa; Arthropoda; Insecta; Hymenoptera; Cephidae. The record is from RefSeq and is a predicted model, not a curated record.